AUGGUCCUCCCACGCUCCACCGCCGCCUUUCGCACAUUCUUCUCUGCGCAAUCGACGAGAGCAGCCUCCCGCACUGCUCGGUCCUCCCGGGCCUGGCAGCAGGCUAGCUGGCGAAACUAUGCCACGGAGGGCGCCGCAGCGCAUAAGUCCAGUAGUGAUAUGCCAUGGCUUAUUGGUUCAGUUGUAGUAACUGUGCCAUGCGCGUAUUUCCUCUAUAAAUCCGGUCCUUCCAAUGAAGGCCACGGCCACGGCCCGUCCGGUCAUGCUGAACACGUUUCGGGACAACCCCAUGUCGAGUCGCAUGCUGCCAAGCCUGAAGAAGAGGAGAAGCUUGGAAAGGCCGAGCUUCUAGAGGAGCAAGCGCAGGAGCAGGAGACUCCCCACGUUCCAGUUUCUGAAGAAGAAAAGGCUGCUCCGGUCGCAGCUGACGAGGCCCGCAAUAUCAAGGAACCUGGAUCAUACGCCUCCAUGUCCGGAAAGCAAGCGGGCCUUACGGGCGGUGACACGCACCAUCCUAUACUCAAGGAAGAAGAAUUGGCAGAGGGUAACGUCGAGUCGGCCCGUGCAAAGGGGACCGUCUCAAGCGAUAGCGCGCAACACACCAAAUCCGAAAGCGAGGCUAAGGCCGACUAG
Molecule: messenger RNA, 633 nt
Organism: Uncinocarpus reesii 1704
Lineage: Eukaryota; Fungi; Ascomycota; Eurotiomycetes; Onygenales; Onygenaceae
Exons: 3
Coding region: 1-633 (210 amino acids)
Source: RefSeq, a predicted model, not a curated record